Molecule: messenger RNA, 2552 nt
Organism: Eufriesea mexicana
Lineage: Eukaryota; Metazoa; Arthropoda; Insecta; Hymenoptera; Apidae
Exons: 6
Coding region: 63-2393 (776 amino acids)
Source: RefSeq, a predicted model, not a curated record
CUUAAGUGACAUUUUAUAACUGUGUUUCACAAAUAUUAUAAACAUACCAUUAUUAUUAUAUCAUGGAAUCUGAUGAAAUCACUUGGAAGGUAGUGCCGAAUACUGUCACAAACAGAAUGGUAGAUCACUCUUUGAUACAUAAACUGAUACCAUCUAGAAGAUUACGUCGCAGAAAUAAAGUUAUGAAUGUUGCAAUUAAACAAUCUUGCAGUUUAAAGACAUAUAGCCAAUACAUCAAAAUGAAGACAUCAGUUCUUCGAAAUUUGUCAGAUGAUGAUGAAACUGACAAUAAUGAUAAUUUUACAGAAGACGACUUUAACAUUUUGUAUAAAUCAAAUUUAUUCUUAACAAGUUACAUUCAACACAUGUCUAAUAAAAGUAAAACUUAUUCUUAUGAAGCAGACUUUUUAAUCAAUGAAGAUGACAUGUCUAAUGAAGAGAUUACAAAAAUACUUAAAGGAAAACACAAAGAUAAAUCAUUAAAAAAUAUACAUUUAAGUUGCCAAAAAGGUGUUAAAAGAAAAGCUAAGGAUACGCCUUCUUCUACAAAAGAGACAAAUGUCAUGACUUCUCUAAUGAAUAAUAAUCAAGGUACUAUACAAGAGGAAACUGUAAAUGCAUGUGCAUUAAUACAAAGUUCAAGUGAGAUAACGUAUAAUAAAAUUGCAGAACAAGUAGUAACAAAUGCUAACAAUGAAUCAGGACAACCAAAUCCUAUGGUGAAUAAAACUGAUGAAAAGAUUGUAUCAAAUAAAAAUUAUUCUUAUGAAAUGUUUAGUAAUUCUAAUAAAGAAAUAUCGAAAGGCAUACAGGACAGUUUAAUAUCUCCAGUAGAUAAUGUCAAUGAUUCUUGUAUAAAUACAGAAAUGCUUUUGAAUCAAAACUGUUCUAAUCAAGUAGAAAAAAAUUCAAACAUGGAAAAUACAUUUAUGGAUAAAUCCUCAUUAAUUACUGUUAGAACAUAUCAACCAAAGGACUCAGGCAUUGAAGAAGAUACUGAUGAAGAAUUUUUGUUGGAAAAUGGAAGAAGGCAUUAUAAAAAACUUAAAAAGAAAUCUCAAAAAAUAAAACAAAAUAUGUCAAAUACUUCCUUAAUGGUAAAACAUGCAGAUAAUUUGACAAAUUAUGAUGAUACCUUGAAGUCUGAAAAUUACAAUAUACCAACUAAAUCAGAUGCUACAGAUGAAACAUUAUGUCUAAACGAAAAUAUAAUUAUAAAUAAUGAAAAAUGUAAUGAUAAGAUACUAAAGCAUAAACUACAACCCAAAGUUACUCAUACAGAAAUUGUUGACAAAAAGUAUAAAAUAGUGCCUGGUACAUCUGUAUUUAAUAAAAAUGUUGAAGAGGAAAGAUCAAGUAUAAAAGACUUUUCUGAUCGAAAACAUGAAACAGAUGAAGCAAAGCAAAAUAUAGAGGAUAAUACUUGUCCUUUGGCUAGAAAACGACUACAACAAUUAAGAAGAUUAAAUUUGACUGUAGAUAGUGAUUCUAGUCUCAGUGAAAAUGAUGAUACAUAUUGUAAUAUUGAAAAUAUGAGAGAUAAAUUAUUCAAACGUCCUAAGGAAUCUCUUGAUAUAUUAAAUACCGAAGAUGAAAAUGUAAAGUUUAAACAAAAAAUUUCAAUCCAAUGUGAUAAAAAAUUACAAAAAAAUGAAAACUUUUCAGAGGAAACUGCUCGCUGUUUGAAUAACGAGUUUAAUGAUGCAAAACAAUGUUCAAAGAUGAAAGAUUCAUCCUUAGAUAUUAAACGAUUGUCAUUUGCUAGUCAUGGAGUUGUUCAGCAUAAAUCAAGUUGUUUAAAUACUGCAACAAGUUAUAAUUUGAAACAGAAAAAACAUAUGCAAGGAUCUAAUAAAGAAAAUCUGAAAAUUAAGUGUAUCAUAGAAGCUACAAACAAGGAAUCAGUAAUAUGUGGUAGACCAUAUAAUUUACAGGAAUUAAUAAAGAAGGAAAAUUUAAUGCUUAAAACGGCACUACCUUCUUUUACACUCGAAAACAUAGAAGAAAAUGAGCUUUUUAUUAUAGAUGUUCCUUCUGCAGUGCUUGAAAAUCAAUUACUGGGGAAUAAAAUACAUUUAACAGAAAAAACGUUAAAACUUGGAAAGCAAAAAUACAGAGUUAAAUGUAAAGAUAUAAAUAAUAUAUCUUGUGUGUUUGCCAGUGAGAAAUCUCAUAAACCAUACAAAAUAGUAAAUAUUAAGCCAGUAAUAAAAGUCGUGACACGAGAGAACAUUACACAGAAAUCACUUAAAAAAUCAUCAAAUCAAUGUACAAAUCAUAAUAUCGAUUGUACAUACAAUACCGAAAGAAUUGAAGAUGAGAUAGUCCCAACAGACUUUCUAACAGAGCGGACUCUGAUACCGAAAAAGAAACGUCGAAGUAUAAGUGAAUAAAGUAUGUUGCAUAUAUAAUGGCAUAUUAAAAAUUACAUUUAUGCAAUUUUUUAAUUAAGACAGAAGUUUUUCUAUUGCAAUAUUUUAAAGAGAAUAUAGUUUAUGCCUUGUUACUUUUAUAAGACUUUCAGUGGUACAAAUGAUUUGAGAUAAUCCAUA